This is a messenger RNA of Sinocyclocheilus rhinocerous, 3720 nucleotides long. RefSeq names its product collagen alpha-1(XXI) chain-like. Bases 196 to 3060 code for a protein of 954 amino acids. The transcript is spliced from 32 exons. The record is from RefSeq and is a predicted model, not a curated record. NCBI's taxonomy places the organism in Eukaryota, Metazoa, Chordata, Actinopteri, Cypriniformes, Cyprinidae.
GCUCUGCACAGCACUGACCAUGAGACACCAGACAGUGUGAGUGAGAGGAUUUUAUUCAAUAAGAGUCCAGCUCCCUGCACAUCAAACUCUGGUUGUAGGACAGCGCCAAGUGAUCUAGUAUUCAUACUCGAUGGAUCAUGGAGUGUGGAUGACAUAAACUUUGAGAUUGUCAAACGGUGGCUGGUAAAUAUCACCAUGAGCUUCAACAUCGGUCAGAAGUUCACCCAGGUUGGGGUGGUGCAAUAUAGCGACGACCCCUUCUUGCAUAUACCCCUAGGAAAACAUUUCUCAAGUAGUGACCUCAUCAAGGCCAUGGAGUCCAUAGAAUACAUGGGUGGGAACACAAACACAGGGAAGGCCAUCAAGUUUGCCAACGACAAACUCUUUGCCUUGUCUGAGCGAGGUCCGAAUGGCAUUGCAAAAAUUGCUGUUGUUCUGACAGACGGGAAGUCACAAGAUGAAGUGCUGGCAGCUGCAGAAACUGCGAGGAAAAAGGGGAUAAUUCUCUUCGCAAUUGGCGUUGGUUCUGAGACCGAGGAGGCAGAGCUCAGGGCCAUUGCCAACAAACCAUCAUCAACUUAUGUUUUUUAUGUGGAAGACUAUAAAGCUAUUGUAAAGAUCCGUGAAGUAAUUAGGCAGAAGCUGUGUGAAGAGACUGUAUGUCCAGCAAAGAUUCCAAUCAAUUCUCGAGAUGAGAAAGGAUUUGACAUACUCCUCCAUCUCAACUUGGCUAAAAAAGCUCAAAAGACACAAGGAUCUUUUUAUGGCAGCAAAGCCUACCAGGUGACAUCCCGAGUUGACCUGAGUGAGAGCACUAGGAUGUUAUUUCCAGGCGGACUUCCACCAUCCUAUGUUUUUGUGGCCACGCUGAAGUACAAAGGCUCCGUGGUUAUGGAGGAGUGGGAUCUAUGGCGGAUACAGACUAAGGAUGAAAAGCCUCAAAUGGCUGUUACUCUGAAUGGUCUGGACAGAACAGUGAUGUUCACCACCACCACAAGCAGCACACCAAGCGGAACUCAAACUGUGGUCUUCACUAAAGCACCUGCUAAGAAACUAUUUGAUGAAAAAUGGCAUCAGCUGCGUCUUCUAGUGACAGAGGAAGACAUCACUCUGUAUGUUGAUGAUUUGGAAAUUGAAACCUUGGCACUGGAGCCUCCUGAUGGUAUUUUUAUCAAUGGAAAAACACAGGUUGGGAAGUACGUCAGCAAAGAAACAACUGUACCUUUUGAAAUACAACAACUCAGAAUCUACUGUGACCCUGAGCAGAAUAACAGAGAAACUGCCUGUGAAAUACCUGGAGUUGAUGGAGAGUGUGCUAAUGGACCAGGUGACAUUGAUCACUCCCCAGAGCCAUGCAUCUGUCCACCUGGGCCACCUGGUGCCCCAGGAAUUAAGGGAGAACAGGGGAGAACAGGAGAUCCUGGUCUACCUGGCUCAGCAGGUGCUGAUGGUAAGCCUGGUGUCCCAGGUUUUAGAGGAAGUCCUGGCAUUCAAGGCUCUCCUGGAAUGCAGGGGCCACGUGGAGCUGAUGGACAUAAGGGGGGGAAAGGAAGUCCUGGGGAAACAGGUGACAGCGGUAUCCCAGGUUUACCCGGGCCACCUGGCAAACCAGGUGAAAAGGGGUCUACUGGCAAUCAAGGCGCACAAGGACUACCAGGCAAAGAUGGACAAAUGGGUGAAAAAGGGAGUAGAGGCCCUGCUGGUCCACCUGGAUAUCCAGGAGAGCUUGGAGCACCUGGCAGGGAUGGGAAAGAUGGAAUUCCUGGAGGAAUUGGUCUAAAGGGAGAAAAAGGGAGUAGAGGCCUUGCUGGUCCACCUGGAUAUCCAGGAGAGCUUGGAGCACCUGGCAGGGAUGGGAAAGAUGGAAUUCCUGGAGGAAUUGGUCUAAAGGGAGAUCCGGGACCGCCUGGAAUUCCUGGAGUAGAUGGAAGAGAGGGACAUCCUGGAGAUCCGGGACCGCCUGGAAUUCCUGGAGUAGAUGGAAGAGAGGGACAUCCUGGCAUACCUGGUAUACCUGGAAAUGAUGGUCAGAGGGGAAUGAAGGGUGAAGCUGGCUUUUCAGGAUCAAAAGGAGCCAAAGGUACACCUGGAGACCCUGGUGAGAUGGGAUUGCCUGGAAUGCCUGGUUCAAGUGGACAACCUGGCCCUAAGGGCACUAAAGGGAACAGUGGAGAGUCUGGUCAACCAGGACCUCCAGGACUAGAGGGUAAGCCUGGAGAACCUGGGGCAGCUGGCCAGCCAGGACAUCCAGGAAUGCCAGGAUCACCAGGACAGAAGGGUCAAAGAGGAGAUGCUGGUGAAAGACCAAUAGAUGGGAUGAAAGGUGAAAAAGGAGACUCUGGGCGACCUGGUGUUCAUGGUUUACCUGGGCAAGCUGGGCAGAAAGGAGAGAAAGGGACAGCAGGAGAGCCUGGUCAGAGGGGUCAGUUCGGCCAUCAGGGGCUCCCUGGACAGCAAGGACAGACAGGACCCUCAGGGCCCAGAGGACAGAGCGGAGAAAUAGGCCCCCCAGGACAACCUGGACCUGAAGGCCGACCUGGCAGAGAGCUGUCUGAGCAACAUAUUCAGCAGAUUUGCAGAGAUGUCCUUCGAUCUGAGAUUCCUGCUCUUCUAUUGAGUAGCCAACACAAUCAUCACAGAAGCUGUGAAAACUGCUACACACAGGUGGGACCCCCAGGGUCUCCAGGGCCACCAGGUCCUCAUGGCUCUCAAGGAUUCCCGGGUUUAUCUGGUUCUAAUGGGCUGCAAGGUCCGCGGGGUUUACCUGGGCGGCCUGGCGGCCCUGGCAUGAAAGGUGAUCCAGGAGAAACGGGUGAGAAAGGAAAUCAAGGACGGUCACAAAUUGGAGACCCAGGUCUCCCAGGACCACCAGGUCCAAUGGGUCCACCAGGGGUCGGAAAACCAGGCCACCCAGGUAAGCCGGGCCCACCUAGUCACAACGGCGAGGAGGGGAAGAGGGGGCACCCUGGCGAGCCCGGUCAGCCAGGCGUGUGUCAUCCUUCCAUGUGCUACGGCGCAAUGUUGCGAAGAGAUCCUUUCAGUAAAGGGCCAAACUAUUGACAGAGCUUUGGCUGAAAUGCAGACAGUCUGGAUGCGGUGCUGCUCAGUGAAUGAAAGAAAACAAUAACAGCGAAUCUUUCCAAUCUCAGGAUGAUCAAAUUUUUCAAGAGUGUUUCUCACUCAUGGACACAUGAAGUACCUCUUAAAGUGUAGAUAACAAGAUGAUGUUAUCAUCUACAUUAUCACCACCGAUUGUCCAUGACUCAGUCCAACACUUGUCUUUCUGUGUCACAAGCUGAGAUGUGCCAUGAUUUAUUCACGCUGUUUGUCAUGUGGCAUGAAACGCAUCAGCUGAAUAUUUGUGAAAACAUCCAGUGUGAGGAGUUCUACAACACUCGCAGUGGAAGUUCUACCUAGAUAUCGACUUUACUUCCUCAAUCUCUUGCUCCCCCAAGUGCCGUUCAUCCAUCACCAGCCAAUCAUCUCGUCGUAUUUAUGAUGCUAGAUUUACUGUCUAUUUUGCAUUUGUGUUUCUUUUUGGUCAGAUGUUUCUUUUGCUGCUUGCAAGCUUUUCAUGGGAGGUGCGAGAGUUCUUUUGUAACACUUUAUGUUUUCUUUCCUAUAUUGACGUCUCUCAGACAUCCAUGAUAAUUAUUGUCCAUUUAGGUAUUACUACAAGGGUUCCCACAUCUUUUGACCAAUUAAUUUCCUUGUUGUUGU